GCCUGGUCACACUGUGAAUUUUUCUUUCAAAGCUGAACGUUCGUGUUGCGCUAAAACCGCUUGGGUCGCGAAUAAUUUGAAAAGCUCUGCAAACAGAAACUAAUAAGUCGGCAAAGUCAACUGGUAGCUGCCUGUUUGUUUUAAAAGGCGACUUGAAAGGUUAAAUACGCGUCGAGCAGUACACUCUAACAUUUGAAUUCUGUCAAGAAAAAGGACAAAGCAAAGCAAGACGCAGGACAAGCGAAAAUUGUUGGUGACUUUACUCUCUUGUGUCUACUUGUGCCUCUUUUUCGCUUUUCGUCGCUCACUGCUGCGUUUGUGUGAGUCCGUGUGGCUGCGUCGGACUUGCUUGUGUGUGUGUUUUUUGCGAGAAUCUGCAAGAGGCAACGCCGAAAAAGAAACGAAAAAAACUGAGAAAUAAAACGCAGUGGUGAAUCACAACUGAAUCAUCUUUGCAGUACUUGCUUCUGUGUAGUCAGUCAAGUUCAAAAAACACCAAGAUGGAGCACCAAGAGGACAACGCUCGUUUCGAAAACUACUUGGAGAAUCGGUUGGCAGAAAGCCUGCAGAUAUCCGGGGUUGCCGGCGAAAACCAGCACCAGGCGAAUCUGGCCGCUAGUGAACUCCCGGCGUCGGCCGAUAUCGCAUCAUCAAAAUCCGAUCAGAGGGACGAAGAUGACGAGUGGAAGUACAUACACGAGGUGCAGCAAAGUGAGAAGCUCCAACAGCAGAAACAUCAAACUCUGGAUGCUGGCAACGGGUAUAGCUCCCAUCCUGAAGAUAUGAUUGUUGGCAUUGGUAAUGGUGCCUCCGCCGGCUUCGUAUACGAGGAGGAGGAUGUAGAGGUGAUCAAGAACGACGGCGACUUUUCAACAAAUUCAAACACCACUACUUCCACGGGCGAAGUGGCCCCUAAAGGAGAGCAUACUUUCGAGGAGACUGAGGCAGCUCCCGAGCAGCAGCACCAGAAGCCACAAUCUCCGGACCUCGGCCAGGAGGAGGAGGAUGAGCAGAGCUCGGUUGCCACAACAUACGGUACCAGCAGCCUCAGCGAGAACAAUCCAACACCUUUGGACGAAGUGGUGCCCGUGGCCCCACUGGAGGCCCAAAAUCUGGACAGUUUUGAUGGCAAGGAAAAUGUGGAGCCUAUUGUGGAACAGGAGGAUAACUACUCCCAGCUAAAUCCCAAUGCAGUCAUUUUUGUGCCAAGCUUUGGCUCUCAACCGGCGUCCCCUCUCCCUGCUGCUGAUGUCCCAGUUUUCGGCCUGAAUCAUAGACAAAUUCUAGGUGGUCCGUUGGACGAUCUGGUGGCAGAGAGUCCGCGAAAGGGCUCUGCCAAGGAUAAUAUGGACGCAAUCGCUGUGCCCGAUGAGCGCGAAUUCGACAUUGAGGCAGACAAGAGGCCCCACGAACUCGAGCAGGAUUCGGAUGUUUUCGGGGAGGGAAACUUGGAGGAGCAACUUCUGAAUGGCGUCGGUUCUGCAAACCCACCUGAGCCGACCAAUGUGAUAGACCAUGGUCCGGAGACCAGCGUGGACUUGGAUUUGUCGCUAGACCAAGUAACCGGUGACGGUGACAUCAUGAAACACUCGAUCUAUGGCGAACAAAACACUUCCAUUGAAGACAUUCUGAACUCCGUUCAGCCGCUCCCAACUCAACCGGGCGAUGAAUUGGUUGAGAAGGAGUCCCUGAACAUUGAAGUAAAGGAACUUGUCUCAAAGUCUCCCUCUACUGAAGAGCUGCAGUUCCAGGAGGAGAUUAACCACGGCUUCGACCUUCAACAGCCGCUUUAUCAGAAGCCACUCGGCGGAUCCGCUGACGAAGAUCCCAUGCAGGCUUCGUUCUACCUGGAAAACACAUCCUCUGAAGCCCAAAACCAAGAGAUUGAGCUGCCGGUGGAGAGACGCGACCCCUUUGCCGAGGAGAGUUUCUUGCUGGACACAAGUGCCCCACAGCUGACUCCUCAAACGAACGAGCCAAUGGCCAACUUCGAGCUCAACUCCCAACUAGCUGACAUCGUAGAUAUUACACCUUCUCCCCUUUCUCUUACCGAAGAGAAGCACUUGGUCGAGGACACCAAGGAAAUGGUAGGAGACGAUUUGCAGACCAGACCAGAGGAACCAGAGCAUUUGGAGCUGGGUUUCGUACCAGAGGACGAGUUGGAGCUGGAACAGCCAACUGAAAUCGUAGCAGGCGUGGAUCUGGAGCAGGGCUUUGCCAAGGAGGACGACCCAGAGCCCAAGGUAUAUCUGGAGUCAAAUGUGGUCGAGCCUGUUUCAGCUGGAGCGCCUCCACAGGAGGAGUCGUAUGCUGCCCCUAACGCAGCUUCUGGCAAUAUAGCUCAACACGAAGAUGCACUGUCUCCAGCAGCCCAGGGAAUCAAUCCAUUUGCCCAGCCUUUUACGCCUGCGUACGCCCACCUCGCUCAUAAGGAAUUGGAUGAAAUCGCGCCCCAAGAGGAGUCAAAUAUUGUGGAAGAGAGUCAACCAUUGAAUGCAGAGGCACCAACAUAUGAUGAACUUCAAUUGGAGGAGGAGCUUGUGGAAGAAGAAUAUGCUGUUAAUCCUAGUUUGGCACCAACGAACUUAGACCUUGGCGAAAAGAUCGUUUCAGAGUCACUAGAAAAUAAAGUGGAAUUGCCAACAGCCAUUGCUACUACUGAUGCAGAACCGCCUUUAGUUGGUCUCGACCAGGAAAAGCUAUUUGAUGGAGAGGACCUACAAGGGCUAGAUCCAGUUAAGCCAGAGCCCAUUGCUUUGGAGGAAAAACUUCCCACUGAGGCUGAAGUUGUUCUACCGCCUAGUGAACCUGGCACAGAAACGAACAAGAUUGAGGAGGUAGUUAAAGCAGAUAUCUCGACCCCCUUAGCUGAAACCAUCAUCAAGGCCAAAGCCAUCUCUGUGGAUUCAAAGAAACCAACAACGAAGACGGUUGCCAAGCCAAAGACUUCGGCUAGUCUUCCUACAGCUAAACGAGAUACCGCUGCGGUUCCCCCUUCGGGAGCAACAAAAGUAGCUACUGCUCGCCCACGGACAGCACCUGUAGCAGCCAAAACUACUAUUGGAGUCACUAAACCAUUGUCAGCAGGAUUAACCACAGCCACAAGAAAACCACUUAGCAGCAGUGCAGGUCCCAAUGCGAAGGGGUUGCCCAAGACGGCUCUGACUAGCACACGGCCCUCCACUGCUCCAAUAAGCAAACCAAAUGUGGCAGCUAAAACUACAGUGAAUAAACAAGGUGCCAAUGCAUCGACAACUGGAGGAUCGGUUUCGGCGCCUGGAGCCAGGGCACCGGCUCGGACUCGCCCAUUGACGUCAGCUCCAAAGUCAGCUACCAACGCCACUUCCGCUGAGGAUGGAACAAACAGUUUAACUCGAAAAGUGGCAUCUGCCAAUGCAGCUGGAUCCAAACCUCGGGUGAUGGUCGUCCCGCCGGCUACUGCCAAGCCAAAGGUGUCACCGCCCCGCAGCGCUACCAGCGCUCUACCUCGGCCAGCUCCCAAGUCUACACACUCAACAAGUUCCACCACCACCAGCCAGGGAAGCUCCCUUCGACGACCCCUGGGCGCUGCGACAGCCUCUGCCCCAAGAAAGUUGUCGCCUUUGAAGCCAACUACUGCUACUACAAGGGCAUCGCCCCUUAAAUCCUCCACAACGCCCCUUAAGUCUAAAGCCAAAGAAUCCAUCCCGACUAAACCAUCACCAGCUGAUCAGAAAAUUCGCAAGAGUACUUCACUAAAGGGUGCUACAUCCAAAAAGGCGGAAGAAGUUCCACCUUUAUCCGACGCUACUACUGUUGCCACCAACGGCGGCACAAAGGAGGAAGUCACUGUCGAACAAAAUGGAAGCGGUCCCCACCAAGUGGAUGGAUCACACCAAAUUGUCGAACAACAGGAUCAGCAAGUUCUUCCAGUUGAAACAACCGUUCAAGCUUCUCUUCUUGAAUUUUAA
Drosophila bipectinata is the source of this 3950-nucleotide messenger RNA. The record is from RefSeq and is a predicted model, not a curated record. NCBI's taxonomy places the organism in Eukaryota, Metazoa, Arthropoda, Insecta, Diptera, Drosophilidae.